AAAUACCUACCACACCAAAAAAAAAUGAUGUAGGUCGGUUUCUAGCCGCAAUAGCAACAAAAAAUUAUAAUAAAACAAAUAUAAAAAAAUAGUGAAAGCGUCUUCUCAUCAAAAUCGAAAACGAGUUCAAGCCCUUCAAAGUUAUACAAAGUUCAACAAAAACCACACAAAAAUGAUACUCCAACAAAUAAAAUUCCUCCAAGAACUACUCGAUAAAUAUCAAAUAAAUCUACUCAAUUCGAUAUUUAUAAAUUUUACCUUAACCAUUAUUCUCUUGGGAUUGCUAAUCAAUGCCAUCGAACCACAUUUGCCGGCCUUCAUAACACAAUCCUUCCGCUAUGGUAAACAUAGUCACAAAGGAGAACAGAAUCCUUUAAUUGGGAAGUUAGAAGUACCCAAAUCAUGGUUUAGUCAUUUUUAUAUAUUUGCAUUCGGGUGGUCCUUAUUGGCACUCAGUUUGAAUUUGAAAGUUUUGAUUCACGGAACUACGGCACCCGAUUGCGUGGUUGAUUUUUUGGACUUUGUAGCGGGUGGUAAAGAUCGAAAUGUUUUGGUUAAUUCAACUUCCGGGUUUGUAGCUACCGUUUUGAUAACAAUGCAAUGUGUUCGACGAUUCUAUGAGACAAAUUUCAUUCAAAUCUUUUCGUCCAAGAGUAAAAUCAAUUUGUCACAUUAUAUUGUGGGAUUCUUUCAUUAUUUUGGAUGUGUUGCUGCUGUGUUGGCCAAUACUGAGGGAUUUGUUAGAGGAACAACACCAUCAUCAUUCUCAUUCCAGAAGAUCACAUUUAUGCAGUACAUUUGCUGUUUCAUCUUUCACUUUAGCUGGUCACAACAAUACAAAUCGAAUAUGAUUCUAGUCAAUUUGCGUAAAGACCCCGCCGGCAACACAGUCACCGAGAAGCACCUGAUGCCUCAAGGUGGUUUCUUCGAGUUUGUUUCAUCGCCACACAUGUUUUUCGAGGUUGCCAUGUAUGUGGCUAUUUCUGGCGUCAUUCCAGCCAGCAGUACUUGGGCUUAUAUUGUGAUUUGGGUGAUUGCCAAUCAGACUGAAAACGCUUGGCUUACGCACAAAUGGUACAAAGAAAACUUUAAGAACUAUCCCAAACGACGUUAUGCCAUAUAUCCAUACAUUCUUUAGAUGUAAUAAAUAGACUUUAUUCUUUUAAGAUGGAUACAUUCCAUUCCAGUAGUCUGUUAGGACGGACUGAUAUUAUUAUUAUAAGUGCAAUAGUUUUUAAGAAUUUUAGACAUUUUCCUUGUUUUUACAAUAUUUUUGAUUCCUUGUGUCAGGUGCUAAUUACUUAAGAGAAAGAAAUUAAGACUUUUUUUUGGUUUCGCACGCUUUGGUUGCGUUUUGUUUAAAGAAAAUAAUGUUUCUUUUUGUUGAUUUAAUAAAUUAAACAAAUUGUGUUCUAAAUAAAAAAAAAUUGAAACUACAUUUUACGAGAAGAAAUUUUCUUAUUGAUUUUUUCAUGAAUAUUUCAAAAUACUAUGCUUGCGCAGUGUUUCUAAACGCGCUACUUGCAGAACUUAGCGACCUUUUAUCUUAACCACAUCGAAAAUGAUGAAUGACAA
This is a messenger RNA of Episyrphus balteatus (marmalade hoverfly), 1575 nucleotides long. RefSeq names its product polyprenol reductase. The transcript is spliced from 3 exons. Gene Ontology annotation, molecular function: 3-oxo-5-alpha-steroid 4-dehydrogenase activity. The coding region runs from base 173 to 1138 and encodes 321 amino acids. Gene Ontology annotation, biological process: polyprenol catabolic process; dolichol-linked oligosaccharide biosynthetic process. Gene Ontology annotation, cellular component: endoplasmic reticulum. Lineage: Eukaryota; Metazoa; Arthropoda; Insecta; Diptera; Syrphidae. The record is from RefSeq and is a predicted model, not a curated record.